UCGGCCGCGCGGUUUGCUGUCCCGGCGGCCGGCGAGGAGUUCAGAGUCGCUCUCCAAGAUGGCGCGCGUGCUGAAGGCGGCGGCGAGUGCGGCAGGGCUCUUGUGCAGACAGCUGCCCCCUGCCCCGGCUGUGAGGACAUACUCCACGUCACAGUUCUCCCACCAAGUGGCACCUUCCCUGUGGAAGCUGGGCCGACUCAACCACGUUGCCAUCGCCGUGCCCGACUUGGAAAAGGCCAAGGCAUUUUACCAGAAUGUUCUGGGCGCCGAGGUGAGCGAGGCUGUCCCUCUGCCUGAGCACGGCGUGUCUGUCGUGUUCGUCAGCCUGGGCAACACCAAGAUGGAGCUGCUGCACCCGCUGGGGACGGACAGCCCCAUCGAAGGGUUCCUGCAGAAGAACAAGGUGGGGGGCAUCCACCACGUCUGUAUCGAGGUGGACGAUAUCAAUGCGGCUGUGCUCGACCUGAAAAAAAAGAAGAUCCGGAUUCUCAGUGAAGAGGCCAAAAUCGGAGCCCACGGGAAGCCCGUGAUCUUCCUGCACCCCAAAGACUGUGGGGGUGUCCUGGUGGAGCUGGAGCAGGCGUGAUGCCUGUCUGCGUCCAUCACAGGCACAGAGACAGGACGCUGUAGGCCCGGGAGCAAUGCCGAGGUCUCCCCUAGUGAGAAAAUAAAAUGUGGGCGUCUCCAGCGAUCCCUGAUAUCACUCCUCGCUUUUCUCCAAGAAUCUGAAGUCACUAGUUUCGUUCUGGGUUUUGGGUUUUACCCUGGUGCUUGGGGGUUGCUGCUGGCAGGAGGUUGCUGGCAGGGCGGUUGCUGCUGGCUCAGCCCCCGGGCUCCCCAUGCAUGUCAGAUGCCACAGCCUUUGAGUUCUCCUCAGCUCGAGGCCUGGAGGUCCACACUGCUGCGUCAAAGGAGCACCAGGGACUCCGCAGAUGGAGGGGUGACACUUGGGUGCCAGCACUUCCCCCACUGCUUACCAGGGGAGCUGGGAGGCUCGCCGGGCGAUUACUCCUGCAGAGCCACGGCACAGUGAUUCCCGGUGUGCAGAAUCGUGGAGGAUCAAGGGGCAAGAGGCUGGGGCCACAGGCAUGGCACUAGUGCUUGGUGGGGGUCCACUUGGUCCUAUGCCCAGACAGAGACAUAGAGCCAUGCCCCAAGAUUUAGGUAGCAUUGCAGUCAAUAAAACUUGAAUGUUUGGGUCUAUCAUACAUUUCCCACUUUGGGGAAAACAGAUUUCUGAGCACUUUAAGAGCUUUAUCAAAUCACAAGCAUUAUGAAAAUAAACUUUCCUGUUCAAGCCAA
This is a messenger RNA of Sorex fumeus (smoky shrew), 1302 nucleotides long. RefSeq names its product methylmalonyl-CoA epimerase (gene MCEE). Gene Ontology annotation, biological process: L-methylmalonyl-CoA metabolic process. Bases 59 to 586 code for a protein of 175 amino acids. The transcript has 3 exons. The record is from RefSeq and is a predicted model, not a curated record. Gene Ontology annotation, molecular function: methylmalonyl-CoA epimerase activity. Gene Ontology annotation, cellular component: mitochondrion. Lineage: Eukaryota; Metazoa; Chordata; Mammalia; Eulipotyphla; Soricidae.